Lymnaea stagnalis (great pond snail) is the source of this 14715-nucleotide messenger RNA. Lineage: Eukaryota; Metazoa; Mollusca; Gastropoda; Lymnaeidae. The record is from the annotation of a GenBank genome assembly.
GUUUACGGCCACACCCGGCCACACAAAUUUGUCUUCGCUGUAAUAAUACGGUUAUGGUCAGACCGCAGUGAAUCAUUCUCUUUAGUUUGUUCCGUUAUGGGAACUGACUUCAACACCAUCGUACUGUGUGUUAGUUUUAAGAUACUUUUACAACCGAACAAAGUACCUGUGUGUGAUCUAAGGCAUUGUUUUAAACCUACCUUGGCUGUCUGGCACAGAAGGUUUACCUUAGGAAAUCUUGGAGUGGAUAUGUGUGUGUAAACACUGGAUUCAAUUAAACGUUUAAACCCUUCAGGGAAGCGAUAAUGAAACGUUAGAGUUUGAAGAUAUUUCUUUUGGCCAAAGAAUUUCCAGUUUAGAAAUUUUUUUUAUAAAGAUCCCUGUUCACGACAGGGGGUGUGAGUUGUAUAUUUGGUCGUUUAGAAGCAAACUCUUCGCAUCAAUUUCAUUCUUUUUGGAUACACGUAGAGGCAAUAACAGAUUUUUUUUAACAGCGGACUACAGUUAUAGAAACGUUUCUGAAGUGCAAGGACUCUCAAGUUUUGUUCAACAAUGUCGGCGCGUGGAUUGAAGAUUGUCUUUUGUCUGAUCAAUGUUUUAUUAAUGGUAGGUACAAUGGACUUUGUGUUUUAUGUAAUCAAAGUGUUGUUAAUGGUAGGUAAAAUGCACUUUGUGGUGUUAUCAAUGGUAGGUACAAUGAUCUUUGUGUUUUAUGCAGUCAAUGUCUUGUAAUCCGUACCCUUAUAUCGACCAACUUCUUUUAAUAUUUGAGGACACCGCUUGCAAAAAUCUGAAAAAUAACUUUUUAAAAUUUUAUUUUGAGAAAAAUAUGUUUUUGUAAACUAACUUUAUAUGGUGAAUAUGGCGUGGAUGUUUUGGUUAUUGGGACAUUUCAGACGUAAAUGUUGCUUGUGAUUCAUUAUAUACAUCAAAUACUGAAGAAUGGCCCUUAACAAACAUUCCAAAAUGGAUAAAUAAUUUUUAAAAAAAUUUAAGUGACUUUGCAAGACAUUCCCCCCCACCCCCCCACCCAUUUUUUGUUCAUAACGCGGAAAGUCCCAAUGUUUCCUUGUAAAAUGAUCAAUGUUUAAUCACACUUUAGUCUCUUACAAUGAUAUUCAGUUUAAAAUUGCGUGGAAUGUCAUAUACGAACAAAUUAAUCAAAUUUAAUUUAAUUUAAAUCGAAUUUAUUUACAGUGCCGUUACUACAGCGUUCAUAUCCAUAAAUAUUGCUCCCUCUUCGACCCCCCCCCUUUUUUUUUCACCCCACUCUGCGGAUGACCUUUGGGUACUUACCGACGGACAAGUCCAUGUGAAUCCGCCUGGCCUCUUAAACAAGCUUUAAAAAUUGAAACAUCUUAAACACUGGAGCCCAAUGACACCUGUAAACUCUCUCAGCCGCAUGAGCAGUGACCCUUGGCCACCGUUAAUAAAAAAGGAUUGGGUUCCUAAGUGUUAGAAAAUUCUCUUAGACCGGCUUGUAAAUAGUCUUAAAAGAAAUCAUGGGGGGAGUGGGGGGUGAUCAAUCGCUUGGUCCAGUGUAGAAAAAGACUUAAAAGAAGAAAAGAUCGGUGGAAAAAAAUAAAUCCACUUCUCUGACUGUUACGUGAACUUUAACCUUUGCUUCCACAGAUGAUCGGCAUGGUCCUGGUGGGCCUGGGCAUCUGGGUUGUGUCUGACGGUGACGGCGUCCUACAGCUGGCCAGGCUUGGCUACGACGGCAACUAUGACGAGGUCUCGAAAGCAGGUCAGUAAUGUCACUAAAAGACCCCCGGGUUCUGUCAUGAGAUGCUCAGAGACAUGUCUGGCACCGGUCUCAACACUACACAUCCUCAUUUCGGUAAUUCCCUCGUGUUAAUCUGUUCCCAGGUCUACUUGAGGUCGCCUCGUCGAUAGCCAUUGUGGAGGGAUCCAUCAUGAUACUUCUUGCAGUGCUCGCCUUCUGUGGGGUAGGACAGGAGUCCAAAUGUUUCCUGGCUUUGGUAUGUUUAGAGCAGGGUGCAUUACAAAUGGAGUAACGACUACUCACUUCAAUUUCAUUACUUUCACACAACACACACACACAGUUUGUGUCAAAAAUUGAUUUAAAAAAAUAUAUAUAUAAUGUAAUUGUUUGGCACUCUAGCCAUUGCUGGCAUGAUCGCUCAGCUGCUUUACCAAGCACAUCACAUUGCUGGCAUGAUCGCUCAGCUGCUUUACCAAGCACAUCACAUUGCUGGCAUGAUCGCUCAGCUGCUUUACCAAGCACAUCACAUUGCUGGCAUGAUCGCUCAGCUGCUUUACCAAGCACAUCACAUUGCUGGCAUGAUCGCUCAGCUGCUUUACCAAGCACAUCACAUUGCUGGCAUGAUCGCUCAGCUGCUUUACCAAGCACAUCACAUUGCUGGCAUGAUCGCUCAGCUACUUUACCAAGCAUAUCAAAACUUAAUACGUUUGUAAGUUUUCUCUGAGGUAAAGAAACGAACUUAAAUAGAUCUGCUAGCCACGUUCCAACCACUUUGUCGGUUAACUUUCGAUUGAUGAAUAACUAUUACGAAAGUCCACUUGUAUUUCGCUGUCCUGUCUGUCAACUGGGAUAUUGGACUAAUUCAUAGCUUUGUUUUACUGACUAUCCUUGAUUUUCUAUCCACAGUACGCUGGGAUAUUGGCUGUCCUAAUUCUGUUGCAAGUCGUGAUCAUUGUCCUCACGUCCAUAAUGAGAGUCAGGGUAAGGACGUGUCUCUUUAUAAAAAAAAAGAAAUACUUAAAAGAUAACUGAGGGGGAAGUGGGGGAGGGGGCGACUGACGGACAAUAACAGGUACAGCAGGCUACUGUGAAUGUGCACUGUACACAUAAAUACACUUCAAGAUGGAAGAUUAUUCAGGCAUGGCAUAGAGGAGUGACACCGUAUACAGAAAUAAACUUUAAGACGGAAGUUAUUCAGGCAUGUCAUGGGGGAGUGACUUCGUAUGCAGAAAGUAACACGGUGAGACACACACACACAAUGAAACAUGUUGAAAAAAACAACAUUUUUUUUAACAAUUAAGUGCCACCAACAUAAAAUGACAAAGUAGGGUAUCUUUUUGUUCGUAUACAUCUGCCCAUAUACUCCCACCAGUACCCACCACUACACACCACAACCCACCCAAAAACUUCUACUCCAUUUUUAUAAAACAGCGACACAAUUUUUUUUUUAAAUCCCACUGGCUGUCAGUGUCAUUAAGUAACCGACUGCCUGUCAGUACCAUUAAUAAACCACCUGCCUGUCAGUGCCAUUAAGAAACCGACUGCCCGUCACCGCCAUUAAGAAACCGACUGUCUCUCAUUGUCAUUAUGAAACAGACCGUCUGUCAUUGUCAUUAAGAAACAGACUGUCUGUCAGUGCCAUUAAGAAAUCGACUGUCUGUCAGUGUCAUUAAGAAACCGACUGUCUGUCAGUGCCAUUAAGAAACCGACUGCCUGUUAGUACCAUUAAGAAACUGACUGCCUGUCAGUUCCAUCAUGAAAAAGAUGCCUGUCAUUGCCAUUAUGAAGAAUUCAGUCAUUCGAUGUAGAACAAAAUAAAUUUUCCGACAAACAUCAAAUAAAGCACAUUUUUUAAAUAAACCGUGCAAUUAUAAUGUAAUGCCAGAGUAUCCAACUUUAUAAGUCCUUAAACUUGACAUCAUUAUCUCUUGACCAUCGUAUUAUUGCAUUGAAACAGUGUACGCACAUGAAAUUUACUUUAGGGGAAAAGCAGAGAUGACAUCAUUAUGUCAACAGUAAUAAAUGUGAGCUGUGGUGAGUUUGAGGGAAAGUUGUCAAACGAGUAUGUUUGUACAAGGAGGGCAGGUAAAUCACCUGAAGACGCAGGUAGAAUAAGUAUGUGUACUUAUAUAUUAUACUUAAAUAUAAACACUGUUCCAUCCCAUCCUUGCACCCAUUGGCGAGAGUACUAUGCUAAUAUCUUUUUUUUAAAAUACUUUUUCUACAUCCCGUCUCAUCAACAUAUGAAGUUAUGUAGAUUGGUUUCUUGUAUGUCAAUAGACACUCGCUAUGUUGCAUAAAUAAUAUGUCAACCGGAUCCGUUUCCAUGAAGGGAAAAAAAACCAACUAAAAGUUUCUUUGCAAGUUCGUUGUUUUUUUUUUUUUCUUUUAAAGAGUGAAAAUAUUUAUGCAUACAUAGAUAUAUAAGUGUAUCUGUUCGGUGCGAUGUGCAGACUACGGGCAUGACUUAUAAAAGUAAAUGUUCGCUACUUAAAUGGACGCAGCGUCAGGGCGCCUACUGAGGUCUCCAGCGCCCUCCUACUAUCUAUAAAUCGGCUCCCGAGUCCUUUAUUCAGGUGCACAUAUUAUUUAUCUGCUACUGUCUUUUAAAACAACAUAGUUUUAAGACAUUAGGGGGUCGUCCAUUAAUUACGUCAGCAAUCUUUAAACAAUUUUUGACCCCCCCCCCCCCCGUCUGUCAACAACUGUCAAACUUUCAAUGACCCCCCUAUUUAAUUAUGUCAACAUUUUCUAACCCCUCCCCCACCCAAAAAAAUAAGGAAUUAUAUUAUAAAUAAAUUUAUAAAUACAUUUUACUUUUUGCUGAUCUAUUUUAAUGACAAUCAAAUUGUAGGAAAAGCAUUUCAUUACAUCUUUAGUUUGUUAAUCAACAAUUUAAAAAGUUUUUACACUUAAAUUUUAUUAGGCAGAAUCAAUUGAAAUGUUGUUAAAGACUAAAUAUAAUUUUUAUUGGUAUAAAUAUGAUUGUUGUCAGUAAAGCUGACAAUUAAAGUAUAGUUUCUAGCUGAUACCAUCUUCCCAAGAAGUAGCCAGGUUUGCUCUAUCGUAACAAUGGGCAUCAGUCACAUCAUUUGGGUAGGGCAGGGGGACAUUUGCCCCCACCCUCUAAUUUGCAGGUUUUAUUUAAAUUGCUAUGCGCUGUGGCGCCUCCAGUUAUACACAAUUUAACAAGCCGACCAAGUUUUUGUUGUGCCCCCACCCCACCCCUGAAAAAAAAUUAAAUGACGCCCCUGGUGGGCAUAGUCUAUAGCAGCUGAUUGAUCAUGUUCAUCUUGUGAUAUACCAGACCAGUCAACAGCAUCGUUAUCUAACGUUUCAGCUUUUAAAAUAGAAGCAUUUUUGGUGUGAGCACUAAUUGCCAUAAGCUCUCUACAUCGCCUUGCAGCUACUCACAUUGGUCGAAUCCUUUUUUGUUGAGGAGCAGGUGCUAAUUUCUUAUGCCCAAAUGAGCAUUUUCGGUUCUGUUGAACAUGAUUUUUCAACAUAAAAUGACUUGUGAUGCAAAAUAGAUGUUACAGAUUUUGCAAAUCUGUUUCAUCAACGAUGUUAUUAUUGUUACUCACUUUACUUUUCCUAAUUCUCAAAAUAUCGAAUUCCCACUCUAUCAAUUUCAUUUAUCUUGACUGCGCGCGACACUUGAACCUUGGCCCUGUUCCAUACCUGCAACUGAAUCUACAGGACUACAGGUGAAGAGAGGCCAACUUUAGACUUCUAUUGCACUAACAAAGUGUGCUAACAUUCUGACCAGCCAUCUGCAGUACACAGACAAACGCACAUUAAAUAUAUCAUAUAUUGUUAAAAGCCUAAAUAUAUAUGAUUAUUUACACUUAUUUACACUUAAAAUUUUUUUUUAAACAUGGAGAUAACAAGUCAAUUUUUAAGAUUAAAAUUUUAAUAGAGAAAACAUGAUUGUUGACGUCAACUUAUCUAACCCCCCCCCCUCCCCCUUGUCAACAACUGUCAAACAUUUCCAAAUCCACUCCCCCCCCCUCUAAAACAACUGCAUUAAUUACAACCCCCCUUGUGCCUACGCCUUAAAAAAAAUAAUUAAUUAAUGUGUUUUAAAAAUCGUACCAUUGUAACCCUUGACCCUAAAAUACACAGGCGAAAUACGAAUAUAUUUAAUAUCACCGUGCACGCUCAAGAAAAUACGUGCCCUACUAUUCGAUGCCACCAUGACAGUGGAUAAUUAAUUCUUAAUAUCUAAUGCAAUGUUGUUGUUUUUGUUGUUCAUGACAGGUGCACGACAAUCUAAGACAAGCUCUCAAGGAAAGCAUUAAAACAGAGUACGAAGGUUUCACAGACUCAAAGAAGAAAUUCUCUUUGGCCAUGGACAGAGCUCAAGUGCUGGUGAGUAGCGCCUGAAUAGGAUUUUCUGUGUUCGCGUGAAUACGAUUUUCUUAGGUUCGCGUGAAUAUUAUUUUCUGAGGUUGGCGUGAGUAUCGUUUUCUGAGGUUGGCGUGAGUAUCAUUUUCUGAGGUUGGCGUGAGUAUCAUUUUCUGAGGUUGGCGUGAGUAUCAUUUUCUGAGGUUGGCGUGAGUAUCAUUUUCUGAGGUUGGCGUGAGUAUCAUUUUCUGAAGUUGGCGUGAGUAUCAUUUUCUGAGGUUGGCGUGAGUAUCUUUUUCUGCGGUUGGCGUGAGUAUCAUUUUCUGCGGUUGGCGUGAGUAUCAUUUUCUGAGGUUGCGAUUUUAAAAAAAAUGCAUUUUGUGUUUUGUUUUGUUUUAUUAGAGAUAAUGGAUCAGCUUUGCCAGUGUUUGUUGGACGGGGCGCACACAGAUAACAGUUGAACUAAGCCAGCUGACCGUAUAUUAUGUUUGUUGGACGGGGCGCACAUAGAUAACAGUUGAACUAAGCCAGCUGACCGUAUAUUAUGUUUGUUGGACGGGGCGCACAUAGAUAACAGUUGAACUAAGCCAGCUGACCGUAUAUUAUGUUUGUUGGACGGGGCGCACAAAGAUAACAGUUGAACUAAGCCAGCUGACCGUAUAUUAUGUUUGUUGGACGGGGCGCACAAAGAUAACAGUUGAACUAAGCCAGCUGACCGUCUAUUAUAUAGGACACUGAAAUACUCUUAGUGAGUCCAAAUCAUUUAUAAGCGUCCGUCGUAAGCCCUAGCUCAAUAAAGCUUGGCUUUAGAUUCCAGCGUGCAAACUUUUGAUAUGACUAAACCAGACCAGGAUACGUGAAAGGGGAGCUCUUUAUCUAGUUCCUCAGAUUUGUUCUACAACACUGAGCUGAUAUUUGGAUUCUUUUUUUACAAAAAUACCAUAAAAUCUAUUUUUCAGGUAGCCCCUACCCCUCGUCUAACCUAAAAUUUUCCCCUAUACACUUUAACAGUUUUCCCAUUAAAAUCUAAUAUUUUGUCCCCAUAUUCCUACAGUUUUCCUGUUGUGGUGUCGACAGCUACAACGAGUUCAAUGCAACGGCGACCAACUGGAAAGAUAGAACGUCUUUAAAGGUAUACCAUCAACGUGCGCCGAUGACCCCGAUGUUCGAUCCACCGUGAUCAGUUCAUGUCAGAUGUGUGUUCGAAACCACGGUGUCCUGAUGGCGACUCCACCUCCCCCCCUCCACACACUUCCAUGUCGUCCACGGGAUGAACACUAACGAGUGUUUAUCAUUGAAUACACAAGUAUAGCCUAAAUAUAGUACUGGCUGUAGCCUCCUGUGUGCAUGGCCAUGUCAAGCAUAAGUAACAAAGACUGACAUUUGGUUGGAAGUUCUGCCGAGGUAUAGUGUCCUGAGGGAACCCACUCUGGACAUGAGCAUGUCUUAUAGCCCCCUAUAUUCUGUGACUAAACAAAAUUUAUACAUUUUCUGUGAUGCUCUAUCCACUGGGGCCCACUCCGGACAUGGGCAUGUCUUCUUACCCUUAUAUUCUGUGACUUAACAAAAUAUAUACAUUUACUGUGAUGCUCUAUCCAUUGGAGGCGGGUGGAGAGGCAAGGUGGCAAACAAGUCCAGGCUUGAUGUUACAACUCUAUCUGUUUACGAUGAUUAUUUACAUAGCUAUGGGUACAUCUAUCUGUGGUGCAUAGAGCUUGAUGUUACAACUCUAUCUGUUUACGAUGAUUAUUUACAUAGCUAUGGGUACAUCUAUCUGUGGUGCAUAGAGCCCAAAAAUAGACAUUAAUUCGACCCUCAGUGUAUAAUAAAAUAGAGGUUUGGGGGAGAGGGGGCAUAAUUGGAGAGGGGGCAUAAUUUGAGAGGGGGCAUAAUUUUAAGAAAUCCAACAGCUAAUGUUAUUUUAUUCAUCAAUCCCUUUUUUGUGAACAUUUCUCCGUGAAUUUGGAUUUGAGUAUAUUAUUAUAUCCAUACCUUAUCCACAGAUUCCCAAGACGUGCUGUAAGCUGGACAGGGAAAAGUACCUGGACAAUACAGAAUUCGUUUUUGUCAACAAAACGUGUGCCAGGAUACUUAACCCUAAAUUCUCCAACAUUGACAAGGUACACGAAAAUGCUAAUACAUCUCAUUGGGAAAUGGCGUCGGUGGGCCGUCGAGCGCGAGCUCAUAAUACCUCCCCCGGCACCCCCCCUCCCCGACACGGGCCAGACGCCGGGUCUCCCCGCCACCAGGCCAUGCGGUGGCAUGCUGGGAACCUCCCCAGUGGCCUGAGGGACGUCCGGACGAGCGAAAACGCUGCCUUUAAAGCGUUCGCAGCCGACUUUCCCGUGGCUUGGGUGGGUUUGCUUCCCCUCCGGAGGAAUGGCGUUGCGUUGCCACCCCCACCACCCAUGGAGUCUUUCGGUCGGGACGAAAGCUGGGACGAAACGGUCGCCUAGGAGCGGCUUUCUCACGGUCGCGUAGCUAAAAUCAUCGGCAUGGGUUUUAACCGCCAACCAAACCUCAUAUCCCAUAACGGCCACAAGUAAUCAUGUCACCACGUUACUACACCCGUUGCGUUGGUAGUCAUGCGGUUGGUCGGGGUUUUUUAGCUUCGGAAGAAUAGUUCCUCCCUACUAGUCCGCCACGCCACUGAGAGGCAAAACCCCAUGUGGACGUCCCAAAGUUUCCUUGGAGACGCGCAGAUGGAUACGAAAAUACUAAAAGAUUCUGUUUGUUUGUUCCGAUGUAUGAACUCUUAAGCGGCACCCCGUCACAUUCAAAGAACAUCGACUUCGUAUUGUGGGUCUCCCCGCGGCCCACCCACACGCCAACCACUUAUCCCGGCCAACCCACACACCUACCACUUGUCCCGGCUAACCCACACGCCAACCACUUAUCCCGGCCCACCCACACGCCAACCACUUAUCCCGGCCCACCCACACGCCAACCACUUAUCCGGGCCCACCCACACGCCACCACACGCCAACCACUAAUCCCGGCCAACCCACACACCUACCACUUAUCCCGGCUAACCCACACGCCAACCACUUAUCCCGGCCCACCCACACGCCAACCACUUAUCCCGGCCCACCCACACGCCAACCACUUAUCCAGGCCCACCCACACGCCAAUCACUUAUUCCGGCCCACCCACACACCAACCACUUAUCCCGGCCAACCCACACACCAACCACUUAUUUCUUCCUUUAGAAUAGAAGUUUUAUCUCUGUACCACAAAAAUAUACCUUUGUUGGCUCGGUUUUUAUCGGGUUUAUACCAGUUUAUAUGGGGUUUAUGUCAUGUUUAUAUCGGGUUUAUACCGGGUUUAUAGUGGGUUUAUACAGGUUUACACUGGUUUUAUACCAGGUUUAUAUUGGAUUUUUACCAGUUUAUAUCGGGUUUAUGUCAUGUUUAUAUAGGGUUUAUAACCAGGUUUAUAGUGGGUUUAUACAGUUUUACAUUGGUUUUAUACCAGGUUUAUAUUGGAUUUAUAACAGGUUUAUAUGGGGUUUAUACAAGGUUUAUAUAGGGUUUAUACCAGGCUUAUGUUGGGUUUACACUAGUUUAUAUGGGUUUAUACCGGGUUUAUAUCGGUUUUAUACCAGGUUUAUAUCGGGAUUAUACCAGAUUUAGAUCAAGUUUAUAUCUGGUUUAAACUUGGUUUAUAUCGGGUUUCUACGAGGUUUAUAUCGGGUUUAUACCAGGUUUAUAUCGGGUUUAUACCAGGUUUAUAUCGGGUUUAUACCAGGUUUAUAUCGGGUUUAUACCAGGUUUAUAUCGGGUUUAUAUUCCGUUUAUAUCGGGUUUAUACCAGGUUCAUAUCGGGUUUAUACCAGGUUCAUAUCGGGUUUAUACCAGGUUCAUAUCGGGUUUAUACCAGGUUCAUAUCGGGUUUAUACCAGGUUUAUAUCGGGUUUAUAUCUCGUUUAUAUCGGGUUUAUACCAGGUUCAUAUCGGGUUUAUACCAGGUUUAUAUCGGGUUUAUAUCUCGUUUAUAUCGGGUUUAUACCAGGUUCAUAUCGGGUUUAUACCAGGUUCAUAUCGGGUUUAUACCAGGUUCAUAUCGGGCUUAUAUACCUGUUUUGAUGUUUAUUUCAUAUACUAUAAGUAAUGUAGCCAACAUUAACACAUAAUGUAGGUACAAUGUGCGUAAAAUAAAACCUAUUGUGAGGCAAGCUGGACUCGUUCAGGUUUCAAGUUAAAAAAAUGCCACGUAGAUGUCAGUACUCUCAAGCAGAGCCCUGCUGAAAAAAGGGGGGAGGGGAGGGCGCUUACCUGGGCGCCAAAACCAGGGGAGGACGGGUGCCAAGGGCGUCUUUAGAUAGAACCUUAAAGAGAGAAUUAAAUAGUAAAAUUCCUUUACCUCAAAAAGGCAAUGGGCACCAAAAUCUUAUCUAUUUCUGAUCCUCCCUGGGUGGCACCUUUUAUAUAUAUAUAUAUAUAUAUAUAUAUAUAUAUUGUUAGGCACCAUUUUCAGGCUCCAGUCUGGGUGCCGAAUUUUCUCGGGAUGGCCCUGCUUUCACGUACAUAAUUCAGUUAUAUAUUUUUUUUUCAAAUUUGUAUUGGUGAUGAAACUGUUGAGAAAUGUUUAUAGUUGUUCUUGCACAUGUUUAUUGUCCUUUGUUUUAGCUAUAAGCCUCCAUAUCUAUAUUAAAAUUGUAUUUGUUUUAAAAUCUGCACUGUUCUAUCUAUAUUUACAUUGUCUUUUAUUGUAGCUGCAAGUCCCUCUAUACAUUUAAAUUGUCCUUUAUUUUAGCUCCAAGCCUCUCUCUACAUUUAAAUUGUCCUUCGUUUUAUCUCCAAGCCUCUAUCUAUAUUUAAUCUAACCUGGGUCAUUCUGUAACACCCGUCCCUCCAACCACCACUACCAUCACUAUGAAGCUCUGAAUGAUCCUAUUGAGAAAACAUCCCCUGUUUUCCUUUCUGCCAGGCUUGUCACGGCGACAUCCAGCAAUGGCUGGACGACAGAGUCGUGGCGACUCUCGCCUUAACAGUCGUGUUUGCUGGAAUACAGGUAAGCUAUGCCAACAGAUACUACUUACCAGCUAAGUGCUAUUUCUUAUUUUUAUUUUUAUACCGUUUUUUUUUUCUGUUGUUUUGUUCGCUGACGAAGGCUUUCUGCCGAGACGUUCGUUGUUUUGUUGCGUUUAUUUUUUUAGGUUUAACCCUACUCUGUUUUACUCAUUUUAAGCUAUGCCCGCAGUUUUUUUUUUAAAUGCUACAGUCAUGCAAUGCUAAAAUCGCGUUUGCUUUGAUACGGGUUAGCUAUGUCCGCAGUGUUUAACAUGCAAUGAUCUGAGUGCUGUGAAUCGUCAAAAUUUCAAUGGUGGUCAUUGUACAGCUGGCAAAAAAUGUUGGUUAAACAAGUUAAGAAUUUUUUUUUUCUUACAUGAAAUCUAGCCCGGUGCUCCUCAAACUUUUCAUGUGGCGGACCGACCAGAUUUUUAUCGCUUUAGGGGGCAAGCAACGGUGGCUUAAAUCAGGUUAUUUCAGUUUUUGUUCUCGAAGUAUCCAGUUAUGCCAACCGGCGACUAAGUGCACGUGGACCAUGUUGGUCUGCGGGGCAUCACCUUGAUUUGCAUUGGUGUUAAGGCACAUUCCUUUCAAUGAUAUUGUUUAGAAUAUGUCCAUUAUGUGCUAACUAUAGGACUAUGUCUAUUCUAUGCUAACAAUUUAAGUAAAGAUACUAGUAAUACUAGGGUUUGAUUCCUGCCAUAUAAAAAAAAAAUGAAUAGUUAAGUUAAAGUAAAUGUGUCCACCAUGAAAUGUGUCCACCAUGCUGAAAUGCCAAACCUAAAAAUAUCGUCUAUUCAACUUAGUGAUAAUUAAAAGUCAAACGCUUGCUUAAAUGUGUGUUUCUGUGUGUACUUCGAGUCGUGUUUGUUUGUGUAUUUCUCUGUGUGUUUCUGUGCGUACUUCUGCAUGUGUUUAUUAGUGUUCUCUGGUUAUAUUUAUGUGUGUACUUCUACUUCUAGGUGUGUUUCCGUGUGUACUCAUGUAUGUGUUUCUGUGUACUUCUGGGUGUUUCUGUGUACUUCUGGGUGUUUCUGUGUACUUCUGGGUGUUUCUGUGUACUUCUGGGUGUGUUUAUGUAUGUACUUCUGGGUGAUUAUGUUUGUACUUCUGGUCUUGUUACUGUGUGUACUUCUGGGUGUUUGUGUGUGUACUUCUGGGUGUGUUUGUGUGUGUACUUCUGGAUGUGUUUCUGUGUGUACUUCUGGGUGUGUUUGUGUAGGACAGUGUAACACUUUUAACGUGUAUAAAUUGAAGUUAUUCAAUUAAAUGUUUAGCUACACCGUUCGUUAUUUCUCUUUUUUCCUCCAGAUUUUCGGAGCCAUCUUUGCCUGUUGUAUAGUGAGGGCACUGAGGUACAAGUAAGCUGCCGCGUGGGUGUUGGUUGGGACUGUCUGUCAGUAGAACUUUAAGAGAUCUCACUGGUUCAAUAAAUAUGUGUACCCAUGGUGGGGCAUUGGUAUGCCAGGUGUGAUAUGUUCUGAAUUUAAAAAAAAAUAAUAAUAUUAAGAUGUUAGACCUGGUGUCCUGCUCUAACACAAUGUGAAGGCCGCCACAAUUAUAAUGCGGUGACCCAAGGAUCUCCACACACCGACAUACUCAUGUUUGCGGACACACCCCCCACCCCCCUACACCUUCAAAAGGAAGAAAAGAUUCGCACGAAAGGCAAGUUCUAUCGGAGACAACUCCUGCAUUUGGACAGAAAUUAACAGACGAAACACGGUGUACUUCGACUUCUGUUGUUAGGUGGGGAAAGUAUUAUUGCUGUUUACCUCGUUGGCACAUGGCAUGCCAUCAAAAAAAAAAAACAUUUCUAGAGCUGAUGUCAAGCUGGUUAGAUGACUGAAUGACUAGAAUGCAUAGAUCUGAUUUAGUGCAGCAUGGAUGUCAAGUUAAUUUUUAGUUAAUUUUAAGUUAGUUAAUAUAAAAAAAUAUGUAUACGUUUCUAUCACAAUACUUUGAAUGUGUGGUGGUUAUGCACGAUCACAUCCUCGAUCACGGGCGGUCACAUUCUUGGUCUUACGUGGUCACAUUAUUACGAGGGAUUUAACUUGUAUUUAUUGGGUGAUGUUAUUUUUUUCUUUUCUUUAAAAUAAUUUUUAUUUAAUUUGUGCACAUUGACAUACGAAUGGCGACAAGCACGUCAUGCAUAUUUAAUGUUUGCAUAAAGACAAAUACAUUGUAUUAUGUAUGGCACGCAUAUUUGAUUUAGUCUUAUUGGUUGAUUGUUGGCAGGCUUUAGACUUCCUUGUUGCGUUUCUAAGAACCCAUGAAUGUAGCUAAUAAUAGCAGCAGUCCAGAAGUCAGUGAAUCAAACUUCUUGGCUGAAGUCAUGGCCACUUGGCAGACUUUUGUUUAUAAUAUGAAGUGACCAAGAAGUUGACCAUUGGGAUGACAUUAUAAUAUCGUUGAUAACAAAACUGAAUCCUUAUUACACUGUACCUCAAUCAUAAUUUGAUCCGUGUUUUUUUAAAUUUUUAUUCUUUAGAUUUCCUCCUUUUUAAAUAUUCCGGCAGCUGUAAUAUAACUGGUGAAAUUAAACUUAUUUAGCCCAGCAGGCAUUAUGUUUAAUCCCAUGCCAAGUUGGCUCCCAACUACCUUAUGGAAUUGCUUCAUAUAAAUGUAUAUCACAGCUGCCAUCUGGCUUAUUGUGUGAUGGCCAUUUCAAAGUUGUUACUUUAAUAUUAAAGACGCGGUCAGUAGACCAACAACAGUUUUACUAUGACAAAAAUGUCCUGAUCAAAGAUUUCACCGUCCCAAGCACCCAACGAUGGGUGCAGUAGAGCACCCAAAGAUGGGUGCAGUAGAGCACCCAAAGAUGGGUGCAGUAGAGCACCCAACGAUGGGUGCAGUAGAGCACCCAACGAUGGGUGCAGUAGAGCACCCAAUGAUGGGUGCAGUAGAAGUAUGAAAUGGGUUGAAUGAAGAAAAUGGUGCUGGGCAGAAAUUGUCUUCAAUUUUACCUCAUGGCAUGACAAAUCAGAAUCAGAUUUGUUAUAAAUGUUAUCAAAAUAAGUUCACGUCCUUAUUUCAUGUUGAACAACUGGAAUAAUAUUUUUUGCUUUGUUUACUAUUAACAUUCAGUUUAACAGGGACAUCAGGGUUGCCCAAACUUUCCCAACACAAUUCAACCGUCUGGCAACCCCCACACAAAAAAAAACCAAAAAAAAAAAAAAAAAAAAAAAAAAAAUCUGUUGCAGUGUAAACUUGUAAAUAAAAUGGACUUGCAAUUUUGUGAGGUAUUUAUGAUUUACAAGGGGAAUCUCUAGAAACUUAGUUUAUAAUAGAAACUUUUUGGAUAACUACAUCAUGGCUAAAUAUGUAUUUUGUAAAUAAUGUCAACAUUUUCAUGUCUAUCAAGCAACAUUACAUGAUUUUUCAGCCCACUAUUAUUAACUGAUUAUGAUUUCUGUUUUGCAUUAUUAUAAAUGAUUUCAUUAUUACAGAUGUAUAUUGUUUAUUACAAAUAAUUUAUUGUUGAUUAUAAUUGAUUGCAUCAAUAUUGAUGCAUAUUGUUUAUUAUAAGCGAUGGCACCACUACUGAACAUUGAGUAAGUGUGUCACACUUAUUGCCGUUAUAAUGCAGAUACAAAUUUCAUCUUUGAAAAUAAAUCGGGUAACUUCACACAA